Molecule: messenger RNA, 4414 nt
Organism: Bufo bufo (common toad)
Lineage: Eukaryota; Metazoa; Chordata; Amphibia; Anura; Bufonidae
Gene: KLF12
Product: Kruppel like factor 12
Exons: 7
Coding region: 235-1368 (377 amino acids)
Biological process (GO): regulation of transcription by RNA polymerase II
Molecular function (GO): DNA-binding transcription factor activity, RNA polymerase II-specific; RNA polymerase II cis-regulatory region sequence-specific DNA binding
Source: RefSeq, a predicted model, not a curated record
AGGACUGCAUUGAGCAGCUGAGGGAGUCUCUGUAUGUGUAUGUGUGAGGAAAGGCUCAGGCAGGGGAUUCUCUGUAAGGGACACGAAAGCCCAUUCUACUGCUCUGCAGCUUCUACUCAGUAAAUGUGACCUCUCCGCUAGUCACUGGCCACAGAGGUGAACUGAGUGAUCAGAUUUCGAGAGGGGGACUUGGGAAGUAUUGGAGCGGUAAGAACAGACGUCUUUGAAAGCAGAAUGUUAAUGCUGGACGGGAUGCCGGCAGCAAGAGUAAAAACCGAACCAUUGGAAUCUGAGCUGGACGGAAUGCCGGCAGCAAGAGUCAAAACAGAGUUAUUGGAUUCUGAGCAAGUGUCUCCAAAAGUCCACGGCUACCAGGAUAUGGAAGCUGUCCCCCUCCUCCUCAACAGUGUGAAGGAAGAACCUCCAGAGGACUUGUUAGCAACAGACCAUUUUCAAACACAAACAGAACCGGUGGACUUGUCCAUAAACAAAGCCCGAUCCUCACCAAGAGGAGUGUCUUCUUCCCCUCUAUUUAUUACUACUUCAGUCGCCUCACCUUCUUCUAAUUCUUCAUCUUCAUCUAGCCGUCCAGCUUCUUCACCAACUGUGAUAACAUCUAUACCAUCCACAGCAUCUGUGCCAACAGUAUUGACUCCAGGGCCUCUUGUAGCUUCAGCAUCUGGAGUUGGUGGACAGCAGUUUUUGCACAUUAUUCACCCCGUCCCAUCUUCUAGUCCUCUAAACUUGCAGUCUAACAAACUGAGUCAUGUUCACAGAAUACCAGUGGUUGUACAGUCCGUUCCUGUUGUUUAUACGGCUGUGAGGUCACCAGGGAGCAUGAAUUCUACCAUUGUGGUACCUCUGUUGGAGGAUGGAAGAAGCCAUCUUAAAGCACAUGUGGAUCCCCGGGGAUUGUCUCCUAGACAGAUAAAAAGUGAUAGUGACGAUGACGAUCUGCCAAAUGUGACCUUAGAUAGUGUCAAUGAAACUGGAUCCACGGCUCUUUCCAUAGCGCGAGCAGUACAAGACUCGACCUCACCAUUUAUUAUUGAAAGCACAAGACGCCAGCCAAGGUCUGAAUCUCCGGACUCCAGGAGGAGAAGAAUACACAGGUGUGAUUUUGAAGGAUGUAACAAGGUCUACACAAAAAGUUCUCACCUAAAGGCGCAUAGAAGAACUCAUACAGGUGAGAAACCUUACAUGUGUACAUGGGAAGGAUGCACCUGGAAGUUUGCACGCUCAGAUGAACUAACAAGGCAUUACCGCAAACAUACAGGAGUGAAGCCAUUUAAAUGUGCAGACUGUGAUCGCAGUUUCUCUCGUUCGGAUCACUUAGCGUUGCAUCGACGGAGGCACAUGCUGGUCUAGGUCAUCUUUCAAACGUGCAGAAAAGCGGGUUCUUUUCUUAUGAAUCUAUUCAGCUGGGCUGAAUCCACCUACAGUGUUAUGAAAGCAAGGAUGCUCACAAGUGAUCCAAAGUGAAGGAAUAUAACAGGAAGUGCCAUGCUUCCCAAGUUUCUGAAAUAUCAAGUCCAAGCAUGGAAUCUCCAGUACAUGUCCAUACCUCAGACCCAGACAAUUUCACACUGAGGACUCAGGCUCUUUUUAUGGGCCAUGACCUGCAUCAUUUUACACAGCAUCUAUUGUACAUUUCCCUUAUAUAUGGACUGAUGUUUUUGAAAGAUUCUCUCCUAAUUUUCAAAAAUGAUGUAUCAUAGACUGUUUUGCAGAUCAUGAAAAACGUUCAAUUGAUUGAUACUUAUUUUUUUUCUUUUGGGAAUUUUUUUUUUUGUAAAGUAACCAUGAAAUAGUGGACUAUUGACUACAGGUACAUGUAUAGAAUGGACUGACAGCAAGUUCCUUCAUCAGAACAUGGGAUUUUGCAAUAACUGCAAUGGUAAUGAGAUAUCCCUCUAUCAAGCAAAGCGGGCAUAACAAUAUCGUACUCCUUCUUUGAGUAUUCUGAAUUUUUUUUUUUUUUAUUCUCUUUCGUUGUUGUCUGUGAAAGUAUAUAGGCCGGUAUCUUAAGUAAAGUACUGUUUGUGUUUGUGAAUUGACUUGGCCUUGCCUAAAGCCUUCUUAUAUUUCCUUCACAUUUAUACAUAAAUAUCCAAAACCAUGCACAGGCUCUCAGUAUUAUUCUGUUUUACAGAGUUAAAAAAAAACACAAUUUGAGGUAUUAUGGCGGAGUUUGGCCCCAUCCAGAAUAGGAAUAUGGGGAGAAUUAGAUAGCACAAACUGGAACAGUUGCACUUCUUGCUGCUAAUUAGCAAUAAUGACUGUCUUAUAAGGUUUUACUAUAGAUCAAGUACUUAAACUGCGUUUUUUACCACAUCACAGGAGGCCUUUGUCUAAAUAUAGUAUAUUAGAUAUUAAAACCCUAACACAAGAUUAAAAGGCUGCUUAUGGUAAAGAUUUGACAAUUUCAAAUGUGAAUAAAAUGUAUAGAUGCAACAUUAUCCCAUGGAAGUCAGUCGGAAUCUAGCCUUGAGAUCAAAUAUAUUUUGUCGUUCUGCAUAUCAGAAUUUUUGUGUAAGAUAAGGGAAUAUUCACCAGCUUUUACCUAGGGAGCAAUGUGUUAUUUGCUUCACAGUGCAUCUCUAUUAUUAAGCAGUUUACUCUGCGUCUGUAAGAAAGAAAGCAAUAUAGGAUCUGAGUAAACUGAUUCAUAAAAUGUGAUCAAUGCCAGUAUUAAUUGCAAAUAAAUGCAUGAUCAUAUGCAUUAAGGUCUGUUUUUAGUGUUAUAUAGCUAUAGACUAUUUAGUAUCGGAAAUGCCAUAUCAUAAAUUCUCUGUUUACCCCCAAAUUGAAGAUUGUAGCCUUAUCCAAUAUUAAGCACACUCCUUCCUAAUUCUAGUAUUGUUUUAGUGUCAAGCAAUAUGGUUAUGUUGGCAUCAGUUGUUUGAUCUAUAUUACUGACAACCACAUAAUAGCCCAUGCCAGUACUGAUGACCCUGUCAAGCUUUACUUACAGGUUUUGUAUUCUAACAUACAGCGAGCCUGUCCCGUUAAACACAGGAAGGGAAAGGGUUAAGAUCCUAGAUAAAAUAAUUGAUGAAAAGUUGUAAGCAUGUACGGUAUAUGUCGGUAUAUACAACUUGUUUUAUAACUGAUGGGAUACAUGUGUUUUAAAGUUUUUGUGUGAUUUAUUUUAUUUUUUAUUUUUUUUAACUUGUGUUCAGUGAUGUUCCUGAGAUGAAGUUUUGUGUUUUAUGUUUUCCUGCCUCUUGAUAUUAUCUGUAACUCAGAAUAGCUAAAAGAAAAAAGAAAAAAAAAAAAAGAUUUUACGAAAAUAUUUGCACACAGUGUAUUACUAAUCAGAUAUGAAUUCUAACGAGGGCAAAUACCUACAGGUGUAGCAGAGCUGAGCUUAUCAUUUGAAACCAUGGGGCCCAUUAAGAAAACUUUGUGGCAGUACAAGCCACCUGAACGAUCCUCUUUAUUUGUACAUGUGGUAUAAACCUGUCAUAUCAGGUGAGAGGUAGAGUACUCUGUGGGUGCAUCUAUUCAUUUAUUAGAUUACAACCACAAAGUCAGGUUUCCUGGUGCAGUUUUGGAAGCCAAAACAAGGAGUGACUUUAGAAAAGAGAAGUCGUAUCUGUCCAUUAUACUUUCUCUCCUUAUAACUCCUGAUCCUGAUCCACUCCUGAUUUUGGCUUCCAAAACUGCAUGAAGAAACCCGAAUGUGUGAUCCAUACCCUUAUGAGAAUAUUUUGCACCAAAAAUACAUAGCAGUUGUAUUUUGCUCAAGCAAAGGUUCAGCUAUAUUUACUGUAGUUAUUGGGACAGUUAUUAAAUACCUUGGGUGUUAAAGCUAUUGUAAUACCCUAUGUCCUGAACAUCAGUGAUUGAUUUUCUGGUACUUAUAUGCCAAUGUAUCGUACUUGCACCAGAUUCUAUCAACAAAAUAUCUGUGCAACCGGAAAAUGAUAUAAAAUACGAAAAAUAUAUUUAAUAAAUGUUCCCUUUUGUGUUAAAUGAUAAAUUCAGCUCUUUUCUUCUGCAUCAGUAGAAAGGAAGAAUUAAUAUGCUGAAUAUCAGUUUCUCUCUAUUGGGGCAUGAAGAAUACAAGACUUUGUAUGAAAACUUUAGUAUGAAAUCUCGUAUGUAUUUACCUAAUAUUUAAGAAAAUAAAGCACAAGAGAUGAUUUUAGAAACUAUAGGAAAUGUUUUAUGGGAUAUUGUUGAAUAUUGCUAAAUGUUUGUGAAACACAUUUUGUACUGUUUCUUAAUUGCAAGACAUCGACUUUAAUAAUAGUGACUCCUAAAGCAUACCCAGUACACUGUAUAGGAAAGCCUGUGGUAUAUCCAGAAUAUGCAGUCUACAAGGUAGAUUGUGAGAUGGUUAAUUAUGUACAAAUCAUGAUUGUGUUUAUAUUAAAAGGGAACAAUCAAAAGCGUUUUCCCGAACAGA